UCUGCCUCUGCCUGGGUGGCUGGGUCUCCUUGAUCUUCACCACCACCCACGGCAGGGUCAUCUCGUCACCACCCGUUCUUCCAUCUCAAACUCCGCGCGCCAUUUUCUCCACGCAUUCGAUCAUUCAUGCAUCCAUCCACAUGCCAUCCCUCCUCCUCAUCUCUAAUUCUCUGUGUCUACCUACGUACGCCGGCCAUGGAUCAUGCAUAAAAAGUUUCCUACGUCGAACGAAAACAUCCAUUAGUUUGGUCGCGCGCGCGGCACUAUGGUGAGAACGCCUUCGGCCGUGCUCCUCCUCCUCCUCCUCCUCGCCACGCUGCUCGCGGCGUCCUCCGUGGCCGCCUCCGAGUCCGAGGAGUCCGUGCCGGCCGCGGUCCUGACGCCCGUAACCGACACCCCGCUCGGCUCGUCCGAGGGCGCCGACGGGCCCGUCGCCGCCGCCGACACCCUGGACGACGACGCGGUCGCGCCGGACGUGGGCUCGCCCGUCGGCGCGGCCACCAUGGCCGGGGCCAAGCCGGAACUCCCCAACGCACCACCCGGCUCAAUUGAAGGUGACGAUGACGCCGGCGCCAGCGGCAGCGGCGGCGGUGGCGCUGCUCCUGCGCCGCCCACCAUGCUUGCGGCCGCGGCCGCCGUCGUGGCUGCGGCUGUCGCAACUGCCGGUGUCUUGACGUCCUAACUUUUGUUUUAUUAUAAAGGGGAAAGUGUAGGUGUGCCUGUGCAUGCGUGAGCAGUUAUAGGAAAAGGAAACGAAUACUUAUUAUAUUCUGACAUUUGUGCAGUUUAAUUACCACUUUAGUUAUUUGUCUGUCCUCUAUUUUAUUUUAAGAGUAAAAUGUGCUGCUAGUGCAAAGUGCACCCACGCAUAGAUAUAUGCGGUUAGCUAUAUAUUAACCCCUUACUGAUUGAUCAAUGUCGACAUGUCCUAUGUAGUACCAUUAAUUAAAUCAGUGAGGUAAUAUGCACUACCUUUGAAUGUUGAGCGUUUGCAUGUGUCU
Molecule: messenger RNA, 1001 nt
Organism: Oryza brachyantha (malo sina)
Lineage: Eukaryota; Viridiplantae; Streptophyta; Magnoliopsida; Poales; Poaceae
Exons: 1
Coding region: 266-682 (138 amino acids)
Source: RefSeq, a predicted model, not a curated record